GCUACCCCACGCCCACGCUGCCGGGCCCGCUCCCCGCCGCUGCACCUCGAGCUCUUUAGACGGUCCUCAACUGCUACCACCACAACCACCAACAUGUCGGCCAAGAUAGACUCAGAGACGCUCAAGCAGUACCUGGCCGAUAGCCCGCCUUCUAUCGUGCCUCUGGCCAUCAAGCCCCACUUCGAUGCGCUGACGGAUAAAGAGAAGCUCUAUGCCCACCACCUCUCAGUAGCCUGCUUCGCCGGAACACGCGUUGUCCUUCGCCAAGUCUCCCCCGAAUCCGAGCACAUCUAUGACUUCAUCGUCGCUCUCCAUAAGCACACCAAGGGCGACUAUGCUUCCCUCGCCAACGACACCGGUCUUUCACACGAAGAGAUUGACGCAUACCUCGAUUACUCAGCGCAGUUCCUGGGCAACCUAGGCAACUUCAAGUCCUUUGGCGACUCCAAGUUCGUACCCCGCCUCGACCCCCGCCAGCUGAAGGCACUCGCGACCGCAUCCAAAGACACCCUAGCCAUCUACGACAAGUUCAAGGACGCCAUAUACACCGGCAAUGAUGUAGGGAAGCUGCACCUGGGCUAUCCCGGUGCAGGGCACAUAUCCACCUACUACCCUGAUAGUCCCGACAUCACCAGCGAGCGCAUCUCCAGCGUGAGCGAUUUCCUCGAAGGAAAAGGAUUGCUUCCCGAAAACACAAGGAUCAGGAAGACCAAGGACGGCUACGAGGUUCUCAUUGCGUCCGCUUCGGACAGCCCAGCGGCAGAGCAACGCGACUUGAAGGAAAGCGAGUGGACAAUGGACGAUGGAAGCAAGCUGAAGCUCGUCUUUGGCGACUACUCCAAAGAGAUGGACACCAUUGCAUACCAUAUCGAGCAGGCAAAGAAAUACGCAGCCAACGACCACCAAGUCAAGAUGAUGGAAGAGUACUCCAAGAGCUUCAGGACAGGAUCACUACAGGCCUUCAAGGAGAGCCAAAAGGCCUGGGUACAGGACAAGGGUCCUCAAGUAGAAUCCGACAUUGGCUUCAUCGAGACGUAUCGCGACCCACACGGCAUCCGCGGCGAGUGGGAAGGCUUCGUGGCCAUGGUGAACAAGGAGCGGACGCGCGCCUUUGGCAAGUUGGUCGAGACAGCCCCACAGUACAUUCCUCUACUACCGUGGGACAAGUCUUUCGAAAAGGACAAGUUCCUCAGUCCGGACUUUACGUCGCUCGAGGUGUUGACGUUUGCGGGCAGUGGCAUACCGGCCGGGAUCAACAUUCCAAACUACGAUGACAUUCGGCAGAACUUCGGUUUCAAAAACGUAUCUCUUGGCAACAUUCUUUCUGCAAAGGCACCCAACGAGAGCGUUCCAUUCAUCAAAGAGCGUGAUCUAGCAACCUACCAGAAGUACCGAGAUCCUGCCUUCGAGGUCCAGGUCGGUCUCCACGAGCUGCUCGGCCACGGAUGUGGUAAGCUGCUUCAGGAGACGGAGCCGGGCGUUUUCAACUUCGAUAAGGAGAACCCUCCGAUUUCACCCCUAAGCGGCCAGCCAAUAAAAUCCUGGUACAAGCCUGGCCAGACGUGGGGGUCGACAUUUGGUGCUAUCGCUGCUUCCUACGAGGAAUGCCGCGCCGAGUGCGUCGCUAUGGCGCUCUCUUGCGAAUUUCCCAUACUGCAACUUUUCGGCUUCGGUGACGGCAAAGCCGACAUGAAAAGCGAGGCGGGAGAUGUUCUGUUCACUGCAUACCUCCAAAUGGCUCGUGCGGGUAUUGCAGCACUGGAGUUCUGGGAUCCCAAGAGCAGGAAGUGGGGUCAGGCCCACAUGCAGGCCCGCUUCUCUAUCUUGCGCACAUUCCUCAAUGCUGGUGUCGAGUUCUGCCAGCUGGAAUGGGAGAAGGACGAUCUCUCCGACCUCACUAUCCGCCUUGAGCGCGAUCGCAUCCUAGAUCUAGGUCGCCCUGCCGUGAACGACUAUCUCCAGAAGCUUCAUAUCUACAAGGCAACUGCAGACGUUACCGCCGCCAAGAAGAUGUAUGACGAAAUCACCAGUGUCGAGCCCUUUUACGAAAAUAUGGUCAGACCAGCUGUGCUGAAGAAGAAGCAGCCGAGGAAGGUGUUUGUCCAAGCAAACACAGUCGAGAAGGACGGAAAGGUCGAUCUGAUUGAGUACGAAGCUACUAACAAGGGCAUGAUCCAGAGUUGUGUGGAUAGGGAGCAAGCAUCUUCUCAUCAAAAUUUCAUUAUGAAGUUCUCCCUUCUCGCGCUUGCAAGCGCUUACACAGCCAGCGCCGCCGUCAUCGGAGAAAGGGCAGCAUAUGCUGUCAAGGGCACACCUGAAGGUUUCGGAAAAGGAACGACCGGAGGUGGUAGUGCAGCAUGUGUCGUUCCUUCUUCAGUGUCGGAACUGAAGACGUGGCUCACCGAUAGCACUGCGCGUUGUAUCGUGCUCGACAAAGAGUACAACUUCAAGGGUACGGAGGGAACUACGACUGCCACUGGUUGUCGUCCUGCCUCCAACAAAUGCCCUGGCAAUGGAGGUCAGGAUGCUAUCAACUCCGCCAACUGGUGUACCAACGGAAACGCUGGAGCGGGUGCCACAUCGGUUACUGUCAAGUACGACAAUGCUGGUGUGACUGCUAUCAACCUGGGCUCCAACAAGUCCAUUAUCGGUGUUGGCAACAAGGGUGUUAUCCGCGGAAAGGGUCUCCGCAUUGCCAACGGCGCAAAGAACAUCAUCAUUCAGAACAUCCAUAUCACCGAACUCAACCCUCAGUAUAUCUGGGGUGGUGACGCUAUCACUCUGGACGGAGCUGAUCUAGUCUGGGUCGAUCACGUCAAGAUCUCCCUCAUCGGUCGCCAAAUGUUCGUUGCUGGUUACGGUAACUCCAACCGCGUGACAAUCAGCAACACAGAGUUUGACGGUCAAACCUCUUGGUCUGCUUCUUGCGAUGGACGUCACUACUGGGCUAUCUUGCUCCUUGGUGGCGGAGACCUCAUCACUAUGAAGGGCAACUACAUCCAUCACACCUCUGGCCGCAGCCCCAAGGUCGGUGGACAAGGAAACACACUGCUCCAUGCUGUCAACAACUACUUCUACAGUAACACCGGCCACGCUUUUGACAUUGAGGCCGGCGGUAUGGUCGUCGCUGAGGGCAACGUAUUCCAGAACGUCAAUACCCCCCUCUUGAACAACAACGGACAGCUCUUCUCUGCACCUUCAACCUCCGCAAACACUGUUUGCUCAAGCUCCCUCGGACACACCUGCCAGCUUAAUGCCUUCGGAAGCAGCGGCAGCUUCAGUGGCAGCCAAACGGACUUCCUAGUCAACUUCAAGGGCAAGAACGUUGCCAGUGCUGCAGCGGCGAGCUCAAACGUUGCCAACACUGCUGGUGUUGGCAAGAUCUAG
This is a messenger RNA of Alternaria burnsii, 3387 nucleotides long. RefSeq names its product dipeptidyl-peptidase iii. The record is from RefSeq and is a predicted model, not a curated record. The annotation marks the transcript as partial. Gene Ontology annotation, molecular function: dipeptidyl-peptidase activity. NCBI's taxonomy places the organism in Eukaryota, Fungi, Ascomycota, Dothideomycetes, Pleosporales, Pleosporaceae. Gene Ontology annotation, cellular component: cytoplasm. The transcript is spliced from 5 exons.